This is a messenger RNA of Carlito syrichta (Philippine tarsier), 5878 nucleotides long. RefSeq names its product paternally expressed 10 (gene PEG10). Lineage: Eukaryota; Metazoa; Chordata; Mammalia; Primates; Tarsiidae. Gene Ontology annotation, cellular component: cytosol. Gene Ontology annotation, molecular function: zinc ion binding; nucleic acid binding. The record is from RefSeq and is a predicted model, not a curated record.
AACAACUCCUCCAAGCACAAUGGCCACAAGAGCCCGUGUGUCCCCAACCUGACGGAGCGGCGGCGGAAUGAGCUGUCAGAGGAGAUCAACAACCUGCGCGACAAAGUCAUUAGACAGACAGAGCAGAACAACCAACUGCACGACCAGGUUCAGAAGCUCACCGAGGAGAACAGCACCCUGCGCGAGCAAGUGGAGAGCACCGAGGAAGAGGAGGACGACCUGGCGCUCUGUGGUGCCGCGGCCGCUGCCGCCCCACCACCCCCAGUGGAGGAGGAAUGCCUCGAAGACCUCCCGGAGAAGUUCGACGGCAACCCAGACACGCUGACGCCCUUCAUGUCACAGUGCCAGGUCUUCAUGGAGAGGAGCACCCGCGACUUCUCGGUGGACCGCGUGCGUGUGUGCUUCGUGACCAGCAUGAUGACCGGCCGCGCGGCACGCUGGGCCUCGGCCAAGCUGGAACGCGCCCACUACCUGAUGCACAACUACCCGGCCUUCAUGCUGGAGCUCAAGCACGUGUUCGAGGACCCCCAGCGGCGCGAGGCGGCCAGGCGCAAGAUCCGGCGCCUGCGCCAGGGCCUGGGCUCGGUGGUGGACUACGCCCACGCCUUCCAGAUGAUCGCACAGGACCUGGACUGGAACGAGCCGGCGCUCAUCGACCAGUUCCACGAGGGCCUGAACAGCCGCAUCCAGGAGGAGCUGGUGCACAUGGAGGCGGCCGAGUCGCUGUCGGUGCUCAUCGCGUCCACUGGUAUCCAAGGAAUGGGAGGGAAGGAGCGUCGCCGCAAGCUGAACCUGUGUCUGUACUGCGGCAACGGUGGCCACUACGCCGACAACUGUCCCGCCAAAGCCUCCAAGGCCUCGCGCGGGAAACUGCUCGGCCCCGCUGUAGAGGGACCUCCAGCGACCGGGCCAGAAGCAACAAGGUCCCCUCCAGAUGACGCCUCAUCUCCGCAUCUCCAGGUGACGUUGCACAUCCACCUCCCGGGCCGACACACGCUGUUCGUGCGUGCCAUGAUCGACUCUGGUGCGUCUGGCAACUUCAUCGACCAUGAGUAUGUGGCACAGAAUGGGAUCCCGCUGCGGGUCAAGGACUGGCCGAUACUCGUGGAGGCCAUCGAUGGCCGCCCCAUCGCAUCGGGCCCGGUGGUCCACGAGACACACGCGCUCGUCGUCGACCUGGGUGACCACCGCGAGGUGCUGUCCUUCGAUGUGACCCAGUCACCCUUCUUCCCCGUGGUGCUGGGCGUCCGCUGGCUGAGCACGCACGACCCCAACAUCACGUGGAGCACCCGCUCCAUCGUCUUCGACUCCGAGUACUGCCGCUACCACUGCCGUCCCUACACGCCCAUCCCGCGGGCGCUGCCCCCGCCGGGACCACCGCCUGCACUCUACUACCCUGUGGACGGGUACCGUGUGUACCAACCAGUGCGGUACUACUACGUGCAGAAUGUGUACACGCCGGUGGACGAACACGUUUAUCCCGACCACCGCCUGGCCGACCCGCACCUAGAGAUGAUUCCCGGGGCUCACAGCAUCCCCAGCGGGCACGUGUACUCGCUGUCCGAGCCCGAGAUGGCUGCGCUGCGUGACUUUGUGGCCAGGAACGUGAAGGACGGGCUGAUCACACCUACCAUCGCGCCCAACGGCGCUCAGGUUCUCCAAGUGAAGAGGGGGUGGAAGCUGCAGGUCUCCUACGACUGCCGGGCUCCCAACAGCUUCACCAUCCAGAACCAGUAUCCCCGGCUGUCCAUCCCAAACCUGGACGACCAAGCUCACCUGGCGACCUAUACCGAAUUCGUACCUCAAGUCCCCGGAUACCAGACGUACCCCACUUACACCACGUACCCCACCUACCCGGUGGGCUUCGCCUGGUACCCAGUGGGACGAGACGCGCAAGGAAGGUCGCUGUACGUCCCUGUCAUGAUCACCUGGAAUCCGCACUGGUACCGCCAGCCUCCGGUGCCACAGUACCCACCACCGCAGCCCCCACCCCCACCCCCACCUCCACCACCACCUCCGUCUUACAGUACCAUGUAGACAGACCCUCGUCAUGUCCUUUAGGGUCUCUACCCUCCAAACUAUUCCUGCUCAGCUUCUCAAUCAGUGAUUGUGUGUGCAAUCAGGUGACUGUCUUCAGGCCAGCUGAGGCACAUCCUCUCUGAAAUGCUACUGAAGAUCAGGGCCACCUUGGACUGGCACACACGCCUCCGAGAGCAACAGAGUAUUUGCCAACAGGUUAUCUCUCCAUCUUCCACUUGACUGCCAAUCUACCACAGCUAACAAGUUUACCUUCCAGCAAAUCCUGGAAGCCUAGGUUUUACCUGUCACCAUCCAACUGAUAGGCUGCCAAAUCUCUCGGUUAACAAUUCCAGAGAAGCUGAUGCAAACACAGGAAUGCUGAUUUAUUUAUGGAGGGGGAGACGAGAGGAGUGACAUAACUCUUCUCACAGUUUCGGUUCUCUCCUGCCAUUCCUGGAGGACCGACGCCUUAUUGAGGAAGCCAAAACUAUUGGUGCAGUGUGGACAGGCUUCCGCGACCCACUUGCUGCACCCACAGAAACUCCACCAUCUUCAAACUCCAUUUUCAUGGUUCCAUUAAUUCUCAAGGAGCAGCAAUUCGGCCGGUUCUCCCAGGAGCAGGUAAGACCCCUACAACACGAAACACCUCAGGCCUGAAAAGAAAGUGCUCUCUCAGAAGGACUCUUGCUUGUUAAGAGUGUGCCUUCACAUCCUGGUGCAGAUCACAUGUACCCAAGGACUCUGGCUUUGACACAACACCUUACCAUCACCAUGCCAGCAGUGGUUUCCACAGAGCUCUAAACCUGGUCACCAGAGACUGCUGGUGACUCCAGGGGUGUUCAGUGUUUGUGAACUGUGACCACCUCUCAAUCAUGCACGAGGGCUAAAGAGUAGCAAAUCCAAAGUUCCGUACCCAGCUUGUAAGAGAUUCUGAAUUCAUUGGUGCCAGCCUGUCCUGGUACUUCAGAAAGGAUUUCCACAAGUGUUGAUACUUGGCUGGGAGAGCACCAAUGGGAAGUGUUGGCACAUCUGUCCACGUGUCUGCCCCCAUACGCACCUGGGCAUUCCAUCUCCAGUCCCCUCAUCACACAUGACAUUAGCAUGCUUAGAAAGGGGGGAAAUGAUUUAGCACCUAGAUUCACACUCCAGUGUUUGGGAGAGGCGUCUUUGCAGGAGAGGAAUUAGGUCCUGAGGAUACAGACUUCCUGAUGGCACCCACUUCAGAAGGGUCAGAGUCCACGUGAUGGAGAGGAUCCCCGAGAUGAUGGCUCUGACAUGAAGUUGCCUGUGGGUGAAAGGCCUCAGAAAGCAACUCUCAAAGGACUCUAAGCAACAGACAGCGCAGAGAUUUUCUUUAAGCCAGGACACGUCUGGUGUCUCCUGGACACGUUGUGCUAUCCUGGGGCUGCCUGACUUCUCUAGCCUGGUCCCUUGCUACUUCCUUGAACUGUUUAUCUAACCCCUCUCUUUCUGUUUAAUUCUUUACCACUGCCAUGGACACUGCUGCAGGAUUUGUGCCUGGUUACAGAGACUCCAUCUUGCGGCCACGCAUGGAGACCACAGGGCACUUUAAUUGCCAAAACCUAGUUUGAGCAGGAGAAGCAACACUGUGUAUAUUUCCCAUUGUCAUGCAGAGGAGGCCACUGGUGAAGUUUCACUUCUCAUCAGCAUCAUCUCUCACAUGAACUACUAUCACCCACCCUACUCUUGCAUGUUUAAAUACUUAAACCUUUAGCUGUAGUGGUGUCCUUGAACAGUGUUUUGAAGUGAUAAUGCCUUCAAAACUUUCCAUUGAACUACAAAGUACUAUCCAAUUCUUAUUGUUAAACUAAAGUGAAAAUGGUCCAUGAUGUAUGACGUGUCUUCACUGGGAACUCUCAUAGCACUGAGUGAGAGACUCCUCAGAACUGUGUGUAUAUGAGAGUGUAUGUGUGUAUCAGUUUAUCCUGUUCAUCCUCCAUCCUCAAUUUUAACCUCAUGUGUAAGUUUGCUUCUAUUAAUUGGACCUUUAAAAAUCACACGCAAGGAUACACAGUUUCAAAGAAGAACCCUGGCUGACUAUUUAUGGACUCAGAAAGCGUGUCAAUCCCUUGUGUGCUCCAGAGCCGUGACUUUUACAAUGGUGCGUGUGUGCUCUGGACUCAUUUGAAAUGUCACUUCCGUUUACCUCAAAUACCAACUCAUCCUCUAUAUGUUGGAAUUCCAGUUCUGUGUCAGACUCACAGUUGUCAGUUGAUCUUCAAGCUGCAGAAGCCUAGAAAUGGGCAGUAGUCUGCGGCCCCGGCACGUGCACACGGACAUUUGCCACUACCGCAAGCAGGCAUCUGAGAAGCUGGCCAAUGGCAAGGAAGGUUGGGGGGAGACUGAUAUGGGUCACCCCACUCACAAGGGCCCUGACUCGUCCAGGGCUGUGAUGGAGCUUGCGGUGAACUUUUGGGCAGUGUGCACCAUGCUCCAUUGCUAUUUAUGCUAUCUAUAAACGUAGUUGUUAAGGAUAAGUAAUUUUAAAUUUAUUAUCUAUAGAAUUGACAUUUGGCUAAGUUUCCUUUCACUCCAUUGAUUUGUUGCUGUUCAUCAAAUUUGUGUUAAUUUCAGCCUUUUUUUUUUGGCAUUUUCCAAUAAAAAUGCCUUUAUUCAUAAGGAAGGAAAAAGCAAAGGAAUUUAAUAUCCAAGGAAGUUAGAAAGGGAGCAAAAUAAAAACAUAAAGCAGAAAGAUAACUCAAAACAUUAGAACUAGUAACAAAGCCAGUAGUUGAGUCUUUUAAACAAACUGGCAAAAUUAAUUAAUUGACUUUUGGCCCAAAUUCACAUUGUUAAUUAAUUAAAUCAAGGAAGAAGUUCUCAGCGCUCCCAUUGUUAGGCAAACUUGGAGAGAACUGGCUAAUCAUCAUGCUAGGAUACUGAAACAGGAAGUAAGUUUACAUACAUUUACGAAGGGUCAAUUUGGUUUGAACAAUGAGGUAUUUGCCACCAAUACUAGAAAAAAGAGAGUUGGUUUCGUCGAAUGCUGUGAAGCUGUGUGGUGAACUUGCAGGUGAACAGUGAGGGUGGCACACCCACGAGGGCAGUCUGGAGAGGUCUCUACUUGCAGGUACCUCUUGGUCUUCUGAAUUGACACGUUGUCACCCACCACAGACAUCUGACAGCAGAUGCGGUUCCAUGGCUGGCAGCAGAGAGCAGCCUGCUGAAAGGAGGUGCCGGUGGGAGUCAUCUGAAGGAGACCUGGCAAGGGGACUGGGCGCUCUUUGUUGUUUCAGAUUGUAGAAUGCUAUUGACUGGGUCUGUGGACACUUGCAUUGUUUUUAUUUCUUUCUGUAAUCAGUUUAAGUAGUAGGGGAUCUAUAUAAUAAGUAUCUUAGGGUGGGAGGGCCUAUUAGGUAAUCUUAAGUGGGUGGGGUUAUUUAGAACAUUAUAUUCAUAUUAUCUCUCUUUGUGGACAUGUGUACUUACUUGUGACCCUAUACCCUGUAAUUGCUACCCUUAAAGAUUCCAAAUAAACUCGGAGGGAGCUGCGGGGAGGUCAGCCUAUUUAGAGUGAAUUGCACAUGGAUAAAACCCUGGCAGAGAAAGCUUCAAGGUGAUGAGAUUGAUUUAAUAGAAGCCCUAAAUAGACAGGAGCCCUCUGAGAAAUUGAUCUGGAGUGAAAUUGUUAAUGGUGAAUAUUCAUGGAAGCUAUAGGAACAUGAUGGAUAAACGCUUGCUCUCACCUCCUCCUUACCUCUGCCUCCUUUCCCCACCCCACCUCUCCUUCAAACUAUAUUGCUGUAUUCUCUUUACUCUGUAUUUCUCUCUAUUUACUAGUAUUGUAUUGAUGUUAUAAUAAAAAUUCAAUAAAGUUUUAGUGGUUAAGUGCAAAAAA